AUGUUCAGGGCUGGAAAACAUCAAAGUGAAGUGAAGUUGGUCUUGCGAGAUUCCGGAUUGGAUACAGCUCAAAGUCCUCAUGAUCUUACCACGUAUUCAGCGGUGACGUUGGUCGCGAUGGUAGAAAUGCAAGGUUCGGCGGAAGUGCUGAAUAAUGAGGCCGAGAAAUCUCGAGUUCGCCUUGAUGAUAUCUAUGUUUCUCUGCGCAGUAUUGUGUCGUUGAUUUUAAUAAAAAGAGGCGUGCAGACAAACCAGCACCCACCUCAUGGAUUGCCUGACAUUCUCAUCGAGUUCUUGCACCGGCCGUCGGCCAGCCCCGCACUGGAGCUUGAUGGAGGGGCAAUUGGAAAGGAUCCAUUGCAAAUGAGCGAUUAA
This is a messenger RNA of Colletotrichum lupini, 375 nucleotides long. RefSeq lists its product as uncharacterized. The record is from RefSeq and is a predicted model, not a curated record. Lineage: Eukaryota; Fungi; Ascomycota; Sordariomycetes; Glomerellales; Glomerellaceae. The transcript is spliced from 3 exons. The coding region runs from base 1 to 375 and encodes 124 amino acids.